Suillus subalutaceus is the source of this 2180-nucleotide messenger RNA. Its product is annotated as guanine nucleotide binding protein, alpha subunit. Gene Ontology annotation, biological process: G protein-coupled receptor signaling pathway. Gene Ontology annotation, molecular function: G protein-coupled receptor binding; guanyl nucleotide binding; GTPase activity. The transcript has 13 exons. Gene Ontology annotation, cellular component: heterotrimeric G-protein complex. Bases 355 to 1803 code for a protein of 482 amino acids. The record is from RefSeq and is a predicted model, not a curated record. Lineage: Eukaryota; Fungi; Basidiomycota; Agaricomycetes; Boletales; Suillaceae.
GGAGACUGAGGCACAUGCACAUCUGUAAACCCUGUCGAAACGAAGCUUAGAAGCUGGUCUUUGAUAGCACGGAUAGUCAAAUUUUGACAGGAGGAUGGGAUCAAGUCACAAGUCCAUGGCUCCGGAACAUGGGGGGUACCGCCGAUCCCUAAUACCGUAGGUCUGUACCUUUUAGUGUGACUACUUUCAUCAAAUAUCACGUCAGACCCCCCCAUUAUUCACUACUACUACGGUUUCUUUCCAUCUCAACCGCCACUGCCGCCCUGCAGUCAAUUUGUACCAUUAACUUUUUAUCUAAACACAAGUCUUUUCUUAAUUCCCAUCUUAUCAACGACCUCUUCUCCUUAUACACUCAUGCCCACACCUAAACGACUCAGAGUCUCCGAGGACGAUCCCCUCACCCGAGCAAUUGCACCUCCUUCUUAUGAAUCACCUGCCGAACGGGAGGAACGACUUGCAGCAGAACAAGAAGCAAAGCGCGUUUCUGACGCAAUUGAUGAGGAGCUCAACAAACAACGUAUCUCAGAGAAGAAAGGUCCUAAAGCAAUAAAGAUACUACUCCUAGGUCAGAGCGAAUCAGGCAAAUCGACAACGCUGAAAAACUUCCAACUCAUGAACUCUCCUAAAGCCUUUCGCUCAGAGCGUGCUUCGUGGAGAGCAGUCAUUCAACUCAAUGUUGUUCAAUCUAUUCACGCCAUCUUGGACCUAAUGUCCAGGGCACAUUCCUCAGCACACAUCCCUUCAACGCCAAUCAAUCACAUAACGAACCCCUCUUCUACACCCACACCAUCCAAGGAAUAUCCUCCACUCAAUUCAGAACAUCUGAAGCUCAAGAUGCGCUUAGCUCCAUUACUACAAGUCGAAGCUGCCUUAAUGAAGAAGCUUAUCCCCAAUGGCCACGCCCAAUUCUCCAAUCCUGCACAAUCUCUUCCUAUUCAGCAAGAAAUCAGUGUCAACUCUUCCGCAGGCUGGAAGAACACGUUCAAUCGACUAAUGGGUCGAAAUAGCUGUGACAGUGCAGAUCUAAUCGACUGGGCUGACCCGGACGACCCUGGCGUAGUUCUGAAUGCUUGCGCAGAAGACAUGAAACGGCUUUGGACUGAUCCUAUCGUUCGGAAAUUGAUGGAAGUCGAGAAGAUGAGACCGGAAGAGAUGGCUGGCUUCUUCCUUGAUGCACUUGAUCGGGUGACUUCACCGCGGUACAUACCCACUGAUGAUGAUGUUCUGCGCGCGCGGCUAAAGACACUUGGAGUGUCAGAACAUCGAUUUACUAUGAAAACAGGUCAUAUGGGAUCGCCUAUGAGCCAUGACUGGCGUGUGUUCGAUGUUGGCGGUCAAAGAUCACUAAGAGCCGCAUGGGUCCCAUACUUCGAUGACAUGAAUGCCAUCAUUUUCCUGGCUCCCAUAAGCUGCUUUGACCAGGUUCUUCAAGAAGAUCCAUCUGUAAAUAGAUUGGCCGAUUCUUUCCUUCUCUGGAAGUCUAUCGUGUCUAAUCCCCUGUUGAAGAAAACUGAGCUGAUACUGUUUCUAAAUAAAUGCGAUAUCCUUCGCGCGAAGCUCGCUUCAGGUAUUCGGUUAGCUGAUUACAUUGUCAGCUAUGGGAGCCGACCGAAUGACUUUGAAAGUGCUAGUCAAUACCUAAAGAAGAAAUUCGCUGGCCUGCUAAAAGAGCAUUCUCCUGAGCGACUAUACUACUUUCAUCUUACAUCUGUAACUGACACAAAAUCAACAACAUAUAUCCUCGAGAACGUGCAAGAUGUUCUCGUCCGCGACAACCUGAGGAGAAGCGCACUUGUAACCUAAUAUCCGAUACCCCUCUGUUCGUGCAUCCCACCUGAGAUACCUGCAUGAAACUCCCACGACCUCCUGCAGCCCCACCUACUUAUGCCUGUGACUACGUUGUAUCAUCAGCUGUUGUCAUCCUUGGCUUUAUUUGUCGCAAAUGCACUCAUACACCUCAGGGACACUUUAGAUCCACCUUCUACCCGCUCCUCUGCGCAGCCUAUAGUUCUCUAUUUCUUCUGGGGCCACGGUGCAGGGGCAUUAGUGCAGGGCGCUGUACACCCACUCUCGCGUCGCUUGUUAUACAUACAUAAAGCUGUCCAUAAGCAUUUGUUACGGGCGAAUUGAACUGAUACUACGAAUAAUCUGAAUAUAAUUGGUACAUGGAUUUAUUGAAA